Rotaria sp. Silwood1 is the source of this 420-nucleotide messenger RNA. The record is from the annotation of a GenBank genome assembly. Lineage: Eukaryota; Metazoa; Rotifera; Eurotatoria; Philodinida; Philodinidae.
AUGCCGAAAUCUUUGAAUGCCGUUUUUUUCGAAGUUACUAUCGAAUCGUCUGCAGAAAAUUUAAUUCCACGUAAUCAAAAAGCUUUGAAAAUUGGAAAUCUCUACUAUUAUCAAAAUGGAAAUGAACUAUUAUUAGCACCAGAAACAACACUUGAAAUAACCGACUAUAGUGUAUCUGUUGAUUCGACUAACAAUAAAAAAUGGAAUAUUGUCAUGAAACACACUCAUGAAAUUAAACUAAUGAUUGAAAUUGGUGAUAUUUGGUACUAUUGGAAAGAAAAUAUGUUUUUGGAAACAAGUCAAGCAUCGUUCGGUUGGUUAAUGAUACAAAUGGGACAAUUCGAUCAAGCAGACAAGUAUUAUUCAUUAUUAAUAACACAUUUAGAAAGUAUUCCUAUUCAUGUAAUGACAACCGAGUAA